AUGAUGGAGAGUAAGGAUGGGGAUCAGAGCUUCGGUACUCUGUUGAAGCAGGGGGCAGAAGCUGUGAGCGCACCAGUGCUGAAGAAACCGGAGUUUCCUGAUAUUUCCUAAUUACUUUUAUUCUUUUUGACCUUUGUUUUUCCAUCCAGAGAGUGUUCGAGUCAAACUUCAUCGGGCGAAAGUCAAUUGUCAAGGAACGCUUCUCAAAGAAGUACAGGCACCCAGCCUUGGAUUCAAAGUUGACACUCAAGCGUCUGAAUGCGGUAAUUGUCAAAUUUGAGCAAGCCCUUGGAUUGAAUGUGACCACCAUUUUUGGAAAGAAAAGAAAACAAAGCUAGCAAGCUUUGAUUCCUGAGUGAGCAGCUCCCUCGUUUUUUUGGUAGAAAUUGUCGCAAUAUGCCUGAUGAAGUGAGGAAUUUAAACCCAAAUCGGCCCAGGAUGGGAAAUUAUGCCAGAUUGGAGCAGCACUAGUUACUAAGAACAAGAGCAAAUCCCUCUUGCUCUUCUGACGAUUUCUCAUCAGUCAACUCAUCGAGUGGCUUUGGAUCAAACCCAACCACCAUUUUAGAGGCAGAAGCCGUCUAAUCUAUGAUUUUCAUACGGGGAAUUCUUUACUUGCCUUUUCUUAUUGAUGGAAACUUUUACCGUUAAUAUUCCCCAAGAAUCUGGUGAUCACAUGAAGCAGAUCCCCAUCUCGGUAUUCGUGACCUCUGAUGAAUGUCUUCUUGGGUGGCUGCAGGAGGCCCGGUGCAUGACCAAGGCCAGAAGGCUGGGUGUCCUUACCCCAGCCCUGUAUGCCGUCGAUCCUCUGCUGCACACCUUGACUUUGGAGUACAUAGAGGGGCCUGCAGUCAAAGAAGUCCUCUUGGGCUUUGGCUCCUGCGGCAUUGAACCUAAGAAGCUGGGUGACAUGGCAGUGCAGAUCGGCUCCGCCAUUGCAAAGCUGCAUGAUGGGGGCCUCAUUCAUGGCGACUUGACGACCUCAAACAUGAUUGUCCAGACAGAGACAGACCGCCUGGUGAGAGAGUCUCCCAACUUGCUGCCUUUUGAUUUCUCCCCAAUAUGCCAUAUAAUCUGUAUGUCUUCCUUAUUCUGUGGAAUUUUCUGCCUGGAAACUUAUUCUGUAGCAAUGGAGGACCCCUAGAUAUUUCCGAUUUGGUGAUUAGUCCUACAUUACCUCUGAGUAAUUGUUUUCUUGCUUUGAUUAGUAAGGAUUUAUUUCUGACUCACCCUCUCGACAUGCCUUUUAAUCUGCUAAUUUUCCCUUCGAAAGCUCGGCUUUGUGGAGUUUUUUUAUCGAGAAAGUUACUUUGGGAUACAGAAAACACCUCUACGUUUCUGAUUUGGGUAUUAUUCCCUCAAAUGCUGCCGAUUGAUUUUAUUUUUUUCUUCGAAUAGAAAGAUAGUUUUCAAACUAUCCUAUUGAUUUCUUCCAGACGUACCUUGAGGUUGGUUGAUGGUUUCCAUUCCGCUUAAGGACCCAAAAUUCUUUUCUCCGACAUAAGGAAGAAGCCCUUCUAUCACUGUUCCUUCAAGCUGGUGAACUUGACCAUGGUUGAAAUCACUCCGCCUCUAGCUGGUGGAGUAAAUGACUGACAAGCCCAUGUCUUACUCCAUCGCCCUGAGCACCAGAAGCUUCUCUCUCUCUCUCUCUCUCUCUCUCUCUCUCUCCAGCUGUUGUCACUCACCCUGUCGUUCCCAUUGUACUAAAGUUCCAUCGGGCUGAUUUUUUCCCAGGUUUGGAGAAUUCCUUGUAUCAUCACAGAGGACUAAUAAUCACAGGCAAAGAAAAAGAUGAAGAUUAUUAGGGUACUCAAAAUCAAGAAUACCUAGUUUUAAUGCGAUGAUACUCUCUGGAUCUUGUUCUGGCAGGUCCUCAUCGACUUUGGCCUGAGCUUCACCUCCACUCUACCUGAAGAUAAAGCCGUUGACUUGUACGUCCUGGAGAGAGCAUUGCUUUCCAUGCACUCAACAUGCGGCAACGUGGUGAGUGAAACUUUGUUCGUUCGCUGCAUGGGUUUGGUCCUCUCUCCACAAACUUCCUAAAAGGGCAAAAUCUUUUGUGCAUAUAGCUGACUAAAAGGGCUUUCGGUUCCCCACCCAGUCCCACCACUGUUCCUCUCUCUAGAUGGUACGGUGUUGUCGCCAUUUUACAUGGAAGAGGGCCUGGUGCUCUGCUCUCAUCAUUGUUUCUCUCUCUAGAUGGCAUGCAUGAUAUGGUGUGGACAGCCUUCAAGCACUGGGCUGGGCCGGACUAGGCUCAUUUCCAUUUUGAGACUUGACUUUCGAAUAACCAUGUUGACUGACCCCUGGCAUCCGGGCAAUGGGAAAAGAGGCGGGUUUUCCUCGCAGCUUCUGCUUCUCCUGAUUGUUCACGUCUGUGGAAUCCCUGAUUCUUGGGGUUUGUCGAUCAUAGCUCAUCUCAUCUUCGUCUCACCCUGCUGAGCAGAUGGAUCAGAUUCUUGCUGCUUACAGGAGGUCCUCGAAGCAAUGGUCCGCGACUUUCAACAAGCUCGCUCAAGGUUCUCUCUCUCUCUCUUUCUCUCUCUCCCCUCGUUCUACCCCUCACUCUCAAAUUCGGAGGAAGCUUUACUAUUCCUUAGCAUUCCCAUUGCUGCAUCAUCUGCAGUGAGACAGAGAGGUCGCAAACGGGCAAUGAUCGGGUAG
Spirodela intermedia is the source of this 2667-nucleotide messenger RNA. Lineage: Eukaryota; Viridiplantae; Streptophyta; Magnoliopsida; Alismatales; Araceae. The record is from the annotation of a GenBank genome assembly.